AUGUACUUCUCGUUGAUCUUCCUCGGUCUUGCAGCCACCGCGUUAGGUAUUGACAUUAGAGCCCAUAGCGGAGACAACUGCGCCGGGGGCUAUGCGGCCUGCGUGAACAUCAACCCCAACGUAUGCUGCUCGUUCAGCAGCUCUGGAAGCAGCGGCAGGUCGAGUAUUGCUGUUGUUGCCAUUCCAAGCAGCUGGCGAAUCCGCACAGAGGCAUACACUGAGGGCGGCUGUAGAGCUUUCGGUGGUCAGCGGGACUCGGGAGGAAGUACCAGCGUUUGCCUGCCGUACACAACGCGUGGAGACCGCACGGGGGGGAAGUACUGGUUCCUCAACCGCAAGCGUGCCGACGACGAGUCGUGCCCCGCCGAGCAGCCCGGCGCUGGGAAAUGCGACGCCGUCGUCAAGCCUGAUACGCUAGGCCUCGCGGACGGCACUGAGUACGACAUUACCGGUCUGGCAGAUGAGAAGAUAGAAGAAUUGGAGAAGAUUGCGAACACCGGCGCCGGUGCCGACACCGUCCCCGCCGAGUUCCAGGCCCUGCUCCGCCAAAAUGAGGCCUAA
Colletotrichum graminicola M1.001 is the source of this 561-nucleotide messenger RNA. RefSeq lists its product as uncharacterized. The transcript has 3 exons. The record is from RefSeq and is a predicted model, not a curated record. NCBI's taxonomy places the organism in Eukaryota, Fungi, Ascomycota, Sordariomycetes, Glomerellales, Glomerellaceae. Bases 1 to 561 code for a protein of 186 amino acids.